Archocentrus centrarchus (flier cichlid) is the source of this 2208-nucleotide messenger RNA. It is a transcript of the gene uroc1, whose product is annotated as urocanate hydratase 1. Gene Ontology annotation, molecular function: urocanate hydratase activity. The record is from RefSeq and is a predicted model, not a curated record. The coding region runs from base 1 to 2028 and encodes 675 amino acids. NCBI's taxonomy places the organism in Eukaryota, Metazoa, Chordata, Actinopteri, Cichliformes, Cichlidae. The transcript is spliced from 19 exons. Gene Ontology annotation, biological process: L-histidine catabolic process.
AUGUCUACUUUAAAGGAGAUAUGCAGCGGUUUGCCCCUGGACCCUUUGCCAUCUAACCGGGGAAGAGAUCCAAAUGUACCACAUGCACCUAUUCGCACUCCCAACCUCACAGCAGAAGAGGAGCGGGUGGCUCUGAGAAAUGCCCUGCGUUAUUUCCCCCCCUCCCACCAUGCAAUGCUUGCAGCUGAAUUUGCUCAAGAGCUGCGGCAGUAUGGGCACAUAUACAUGUACCGCUUCUGCCCCACAUUACGCAUGAGAGCUUACCCCAUCGAUCAGUACCCAUGCCGCACACGUCAAGCAGCUGCUAUGAUGCUGAUGAUCAUGAACAACCUGGAUCCAGCAGUCGCUCAGUUUCCCCAAGAGCUUGUCACCUAUGGAGGGAACGGACAGGUGUUCAGUAACUGGGCCCAGUUCCACCUUGUGAUGCAUUACCUGAGCGAGAUGACAGAAGAACAAACUCUGGUCAUGUACAGUGGUCAUCCCAUGGGCCUUUUCCCCAGUCUGCCUUCCUCACCUCGCGCCAUCAUAACCAAUGGCAUGGUUAUUCCAAAUUACUCCUCCAGAGAUCAGUAUGAGAAGAUGUUUGCACUGGGUGUGUCCAUGUACGGUCAAAUGACAGCAGGCAGCUACUGUUAUAUAGGGCCUCAAGGGAUUGUCCAUGGCACUAUGCUGACAGUGUUGAAUGCUGGCCGGAGGUACCUGGGCUCUGAUGACCUGAGGGGGCGUGUGUUUGUGACCUCUGGCUUGGGGGGCAUGAGUGGAGCUCAGGCAAAAGCUGCCGUCAUUGCCGGCUGUGUUGGUGUGAUUGCAGAGGUGGAUGAGUCUCCACUGAGAAAGAGACAUGAGCAGGGUUGGCUAAUGGAGGUCACUAGCAGCUUGGAUCAGUGCAUUAAACGCAUAAGAGAGGCCAAGAGUGCCAAGACUCCCCUCAGUCUGGGAUAUCAUGGCAAUAUUGUAGACUUGUGGGAAAGAAUCCUGCUAGAGUUUGAGAGGACAGGCGAGCUCAUGGUAGAUCUGGGUUCAGACCAGACCUCACUUCACAACCCAUUCAACGGAGGCUACUAUCCAGUGCAGCUCAGCUUCCGUCAGGCCAACCAGCUCAUGUCCACGGAUCCCGACCGUUUCCGCAGCAUUGUCCAAGAAAGUCUCCGAAGACAAAUAAAGGCUAUCAACAAGCUUGCUGAUGCAGGCAUGUUCUUCUGGGACUAUGGUAAUGCUUUCCUACUGGAGGCCCAAAGAGCUGGUGCAGAGGUUCAAAAAGUUGGGGGAGGAGCCACAGAGUUCCGUUAUCCUUCUUAUGUGCAAAACAUUAUGGGGGACAUUUUCUCAUUGGGCUUUGGGCCAUUUCGCUGGGUGUGCACAUCUGGCGACCCCCGAGAUCUCGCUGUAACCGAUGACAUUGCUGCCACUGUCCUGGAGGAAAUGAGUACCACCGUACCCGAUCGUGUCAAACAGCAGUACAGUGACAACAUUCGCUGGAUCAGAGAGGCUGGAAAACACAAAAUGGUUGUAGGAUCACAAGCCAGAAUCCUCUACUCUGACCAGAAAGGAAGAAUCUGCAUUGCGUUGGCUAUCAACCAGGCUAUUUCUGAUGGAAAAGUUUCAGCACCAGUGGUUAUUAGCAGAGACCAUCAUGACGUUAGCGGCACAGACAGCCCCUUCAGAGAGACUUCCAAUGUGUAUGAUGGCUCUGCCUUCUGUGCAGACAUGGCAGUCCAGAACUUUGUUGGUGAUGCAUUCAGAGGUGCUACGUGGGUAGCCCUGCACAAUGGAGGUGGUGUUGGCUGGGGCGAGGUCAUUAAUGGAGGAUUUGGUUUGGUGCUGGACGGAUCAGAGGAGGCAUCAAAGCGUGCCCGUCUGAUGCUCAGCUGGGAUGUCUCCAAUGGGGUGGCUCGUCGCUGCUGGUCUGGAAAUUCAAAUGCCUAUGAGACCAUCCAGCGCACCAUGGAGGAGAACAGGCAGCUACAUGUCACCAUGCCCUAUCCUGUGCAGGAUGAGCAUGUGCUGGAUCGUGCCCUGCAGGGCUGAGCAGCAGGGUGUAACCAGCUGCUUAGCCUCACACCUUAACCCUCUGUUCAAAUUGUACGCUACAGACUACUGGCAUUCAAACCACAAAGACAUCUCAAUACACAGAAAGCCUGCAAAAUGUUUGUCAGUAUUGCAGUAGGUAAUAAAUCUGUUCCAAAAAUUAUGGCAACAUGAGAACGA